Drosophila arizonae is the source of this 1828-nucleotide messenger RNA. It is a transcript of the gene SmydA-5, whose product is annotated as SET and MYND domain containing, arthropod-specific, member 5. NCBI's taxonomy places the organism in Eukaryota, Metazoa, Arthropoda, Insecta, Diptera, Drosophilidae. The record is from RefSeq and is a predicted model, not a curated record. Gene Ontology annotation, molecular function: protein binding.
UUAUAGCAUUUCUGAACGAGUCGAAGAGCACGUUGAAUACAUUUUGAGCGAGCUGAGGUAAAUGUUUGGAGAAAAGUGCUAAAUAUAAACAGUGGAAGCCCGAAAUCGAAUCUAAUAUUGUCCGCUCACAGAAGAUCAUUGCGUUUUCGAGAGUCGUAGAGUGACAAUUGGAAUGACGCUCCCGAGUGCUAACUGUGCCGUUUGUCAUGUGGCCGCCCGGCUCACCUGCACCCGCUGCAAGGUCGUACGCUAUUGCAAUGGGGAGCACCAGAGGCAGGAUUGGCCCCAGCACAAGAGCUGCUGUCGGCCAUUCCGGGAACAGCAGGAUGCCCAACUGGGCCGCUACUUGGUGGCCACCCACGACGUUAAGGCCAAGCAGAUCAUAUUUGUGGAGGAUCCCCUUGUCGUGGGUCCUAAGUGGUUUCUCACCGACGAAGAGAAAUCAGCCAGCAUCGUCCCCUGCGUAGGCUGCUACACGCCCUGCCGCGUGGACAAACAUCAUUGUCGCAAUUGUCGGUGGCCCGUAUGCAGCGUCGGAUGCGAGCACGAGAAACUGGAGUGCAGUGUCCUCAGUUUGGGAAACGCACCCAAAUCCAAGACGGACGUACGUGCUCUCGUUGACUACUACCGACACGAUGCGUUGCUGGUGCUCAAGUGCCUGCUGUUGCAGCAGCAACAUCCAGAUCGCUGGCGGGCGCUGUUGGAAAUGCAGUCGCAUGAAGAGGAGCGUCUGGGCACAGAGCUGCACCAGGAAGCAGAGCAGCGAGUUGUCGGCUAUCUACGGCAGCGUUUCCUGCAGCGCAUCAAGCAGAGCAAGCAACGAGACAGCAUGCCUAGCGACUAUGAGCCGCAGCUGCUGCAUCGCCUGUGUGGCAUCAUUGAGACCAACUAUAUGGUCAUCGAGCUGGCCACGGGCAUAGAGCUGAGCGGUCUCUUCCGGCAAGCCUGUAUGAUGGAGCACGCCUGCCAGCCGAAUUGCUACUUCCAGUUCGAUGCAGCCACACAACGCAUUGCGGUGCGAGCGGGCUGCGACCUGAAGAAGGGAGACCAUUUGAGGAUCACAUACACCAACAUAUUGUGGGGUACGCAAAUGCGACACCAUCAUCUACUCAUGACCAAGCACUUUAGCUGCCGCUGUGCACGCUGUGAGGAUCCGACCGAGUACGGUAGUUACGUGAGUGCCUUGCGUUGCCUGGGCGAUGUGUCCAAGACGUGCGUAGGCGUCCAGCUGCCGGUCGACCCACUUGAUGAGAAGACCCAGUGGAAGUGCGACACUUGUCCCAUGGUUGUGGAUGCCGCCUACGUGACUGAAGUGCAGACACACAUGACUGAGCAAGUGGAGUCCCUGUUGGCUGGACGACCCACAGCCAGCCAGGUGGAGCUGCUGUUGGCUCGACUAUCCCAGCUGCUGCACACCAAUCACUUUCACAUGUUUAAUCUGAAGCACACGCUCGUCCAGUUGUACGGCCAUGAGCCAGGGCUGGAGCUGGGCACACUGAGCGAUCUGCAGUUGGGCCGAAAACAACGCCUUUGCGAUGAGUUAUACAACGUGUGCCGCUUGCUCGAUCCUCACAGCAUCAAGCUAGCCAUCUACGUCAGCAUCAUUCUCAUCGAGAUGACUCACACGCUGGAGGAGCGAGCACGCAGAGAGCAAGCUGAAGCAGCAGCUCUGCUGGAGCAAGCAGAACUGCGUCUGAAGGAGGCACAGGAUGUGGUGGAGAAGGUGCUGGACUCUGUGGCCGGGAAGAAGCUGAACGACAAACUACAGAAGCACUUUGCGGAGCACUACAAAUUGACAGCCAGACUGAAACUCAACACAUUAAAUUAA